GUUUAUGUAACCAAGCCAUAAAAAUUAGUUCCAAGAUCGUGCUGGCAGACACACUUUAGCCUGGGAGCAAUAUUUCUUUGUUGUUGUGGUUGGUAACUCUUAUAAUGGAAGCAUCUGCAGCCUUCCCUAUGUAAGCCUGUUUAUUUCCCCAGGCAUUUCUAGUGGGGAGAGAACCAACUAGAUGAGAUGGCAGAACAGGAAGAAUACAUGUUUGGAUACUCUUCAACAAGAAUUCUAAUACAGGGUCUUCAGAGAAACAGCAAAGUAAGAAUCCCACAAAAGGACGCUUUCUCUAGCGGAAGGGCACGUCGCCGUCAGAGGUUCUAGAGGAGAGAACCAGAAGGCAGAGGCACUUUCUUCAUCCUCGCUCUCCCUGUUCUCUCCAGAAGCAGCCUUUCAUUUUAAAUGUUGUGUUUGGUCUCCAUUUGCUACUGCCAGCCAGAGAAGACAGCACUGAGCUAGACAGACCAGAGGUGAAUGGAUACCUGCGAUGGAAGUAGAACCAUGACAUUAUACAUACAACCUUGCUGUCUGUCAUACAUCCAUUAAGGCACAAGAGCCCUGCUACGGACUCUUCCUUAGACAUCAACAAGUGCUUUAGGAGACAGAGCACCAGCUUCUUUUAAAAGUAAGAGGCCGCCUCAAGAACAGCCUGAAAACGCCAAGCUCCAAACAAAUUCCAAAGACUACAAACCACAUUUUAAAUUGUAGCCUCUAUCAUGCAAAAAAUCUGAAAGAGGUGCAAAAGUAAAACGGGAACAACCAGACUGACGCUGGUGCGGUUCAUCUGCCUGAAACCACAGCCAGCUUCUUCUGUGCGGGUUGUGUUCCCACAUCUGGGGCUGCCAGAUGUGGCCAAAGAAGAAGUUGUCAGAUGCGAGCGAAUGAGAGCGUGGGGGGCUCCUUGCAAGUCGUGCAGCAAGGCAGAGGAUCGAGAAAAGUAUCAGGGGGGAGAAAUUCCUUUUCCUCGCCUCCGCGCCCCCCCCCCCACGUGGAGAGGCACGCAGAGAAUAAAGUUGGGAGAGCACCGCGCUGGGGUCUCCAGCAAAAUCGCGCGCGCUCGCUCGCUCGCUCCUGCCUGGUAGAUCUUCUCCCCACCCCUAAGCACAGAAAGGACGAGGAGGAGGAGGAGGAAGAAAGGCAAAGAGGGUGGCGGAGGAGCAGGACAACCCUGCAACAUCUGUAAAACUUGGACGGGAGGAGGCGGAGGCGGCCGAGAAAGCAGCGGAACGGGCAACUUUUCGAACACGUAUCAUUGUGAAGAGAGUUGAAGUAAUGAGAAGUCAUCAUGGAAGCCCAGUCCCAUAGCUCUACCACCGGGGAGAAGAAAAAAGUUGAGAAUCCCAUUGUGAAAUCCUCCACUCGAACAGAUGUCAGUGAGAAAGCCGUUGCCUCCAGCACAACAUCCAAUGAGGAUGAAAGUCCUGGACAGACCUAUCACAGUGAGAGAAGAAACGCAAUCACAAUGCAGCCACAGGGCGGGCAAGGCCUCAGUAAAAUCAGCGAAGAGCCUUCGACAUCUAGCGAGGAAAGGGCCUCAUUAAUCAAGAAGGAGAUCCAUGGAUCUAUAUCACACCUUCCUGAGCAUUCCAUACCUUAUCGUGGGACAGUCUUUGCUAUGGACCCCAGGAAUGGUUAUAUGGAUCCUCCUUACCACUCAGCCUCUGCUUUGAAUUCUAUAAAGUACUAUCCGCCUCAUCUUUUCCCAGCAUUCCACCCUCCUGUACCAAUAGACGCCAGGCAUCAUGAGGGACGUUAUCAUUAUGAACCAUCUCCCAUUCCUCCGUUGCAUGUGCCUUCUGCUUUAUCAAGUAGUCCAACAUAUUCAGACUUGCCGUUCAUCAGAAUAUCCCCACACAGGAACCCUGCUGCAGCAUCAGAGUCUCCUUUUAGCCCACCUCAUCCAUACAUUAACCCAUACGUGGACUAUAUACGGUCACUACAUAGCAGCCCUUCUCUGUCUAUGAUUUCUGCAGCCCGGGGACUGAGCCCUACAGAUGCUCCACAUGCUGGAGUGAGUCCUGCUGAAUAUUACCAUCAGAUGGCUCUCCUGGCAGGUCAACGCAGCCCAUAUGCAGACAUCAUUCCUUCAGCUGCCACAGGAGCUGGUGCCCUUCAUAUGGAGUAUCUCCAUGCUAUGGAUAGCGCUAGGUUUCCAAGUCCAAGGCUGCCAACAAGACCAAGCCGAAAGCGAACGCUGUCCCUAUCACCUCUAUCUGAUCAUAGCUUUGACCUUCAGACCAUGAUCCGGACAUCUCCAAACUCCUUGGUCACAAUUCUCAACAAUUCCCGCAGCAGUUCCUCAGCAAGUGGCUCCUACGGCCAUUUAUCUGCGAGUGCAAUAAGCCCAGCGCUGAGUUUCACAUAUCCUCCCACACCAGUAUCCCUCCAGCAGAUGCAUCAACAAAUCAUCAGUCGUCAGCAAAGCUUGGGCUCAGCCUUUGGACACAGUCCUCCACUCAUCCAUCCCGCUCCAACCUUUCCUACCCAGAGGCCUAUUCCUGGCAUCCCCAGUGUCUUGAAUCCUGUCCAGGUCAGUUCAGGUCCAUCGGAGUCAACACAGCAGAGCAAACCCACGAGUGAGUCUGCAGUGAGUAGUACAGGGGACCCGAUGCAUAACAAGCGUUCGAAGAUCAAACCAGAUGAUGACCUCCCCAGCCCCGGUGCAGGAACAUUGCAGGAAGCACCCGAAGGAAUGACCUUAGUGAAAGAGGAAGGGGACAAAGAUGAAAGCAAGCAAGAGCCUGAAGUAGUUUACGAGACAAACUGCCAUUGGGAAGGCUGCUCACGAGAGUUUGACACGCAGGAGCAGCUAGUGCAUCAUAUCAACAAUGACCACAUACAUGGGGAGAAGAAGGAGUUUGUAUGUCGAUGGCUGGAUUGUUCUCGAGAGCAGAAGCCAUUCAAAGCCCAGUACAUGCUGGUUGUACACAUGAGGAGGCACACAGGAGAAAAGCCACACAAAUGCACUUUUGAAGGCUGUACAAAGGCCUACUCCAGGCUAGAAAACUUGAAAACCCACUUGAGAUCUCACACUGGAGAGAAACCAUAUGUUUGCGAACAUGAGGGCUGCAACAAGGCAUUCUCGAAUGCGUCUGAUCGUGCCAAGCACCAAAACAGAACACAUUCCAAUGAGAAGCCCUAUGUCUGCAAGAUACCAGGCUGCACAAAGCGGUACACGGACCCCAGUUCUCUCCGAAAGCACGUAAAGACUGUGCAUGGUCCUGAGGCACAUGUCACCAAGAAGCAGCGGGGAGACAUCCACCCAAGGCAUCCCCCACCAAGAGACCAAGGCAGCCAUUCUCAAACCAGAUCCCCAGGCCAUCAGACUCAGGGUGCAAUUGGUGAGCAAAAGGACCUCAGCAACACUACCUCAAAGCGUGAAGAAUGCCUCCAAGUUAAAGCUGUCAAGUCAGAGAAGCCAAUGACAUCUCAGCCAAGCCCUGGUGGUCAGUCUGCAUGCAGCAGCGAACAGUCCCCCAUCAGCAACUAUUCCACCAAUGGGAUCGAGCUUAAUCUGACCAAUAGAGGUAGUGUAGGAGACCUCAGUGUCAUAGAUGAAACCCCUAUCAUGGACUCUACCAUUUCCACAGCAACCACAGCUCUUGGCUUGCAGGCCAGGAGGCAUAUGACAGAGACCAAAUGGAUGGAGCAAGUCAAGCUAGAAAGAUUGAAUCAAAUCAAUGGAGUGCUUCCAAGACUGAACCCCAUUCCACCUUCCAAAGCCCCCACCUUGCCACCUCUCAUAGGAAAUGGUACUCAGUCAAACAACAGCUGCGGUGUAGGAGGAAACAUGACUAUCGUAACCAACAAAAAUGAACUCACAAACAUGGACAUUACUGUGCUAAACAUGCUGAACAGAAGGGACAGCAAUACCAGCACAAUCAGCUCAGCCUACAUGAGCAGCCGCAGAUCCUCUGGGAUUUCACCCUGUUUUUCCAGUCGGAGAUCUAGUGAUGCUUCCCAGGGUGAGGGGAGGCUCCAGAACGUCAGUGUUGCUGAUUCUUACGAUCCCAUCUCAACUGAUGCCUCCAGGCGGUCCAGUGAAGUCAGCCAGUGUGAUGGCUUGCCAGGUCUUCUCAGCCUCACCCCUGCCCAGCAAUAUAGGCUGAAAGCAAAAUACGCAGCAGCCACUGGUGGGCCCCCACCAACACCACUGCCUAAUAUGGAGAGGAUGAGCUUGAAAACAAGAAUGGCACUUUUGUGUGAUGGUAGGGAGUCUGGGUUGUCACCACUGCCUCCAGUGAAUUCUCCUCGAAGAUGUAGUGAUGGUGGGACAAACGGUUACAACAGGAGACACUUACUAUCUCAUGAUGUGUUGGGGAAUGGCACAAGGAGAGCCAGCGAUCCUGUGAGACCAGUCUCUGAUAGCCUUUCUUUUCCCAGAGUGCAGCGUUUCAGCAGUCUCAAUAGCUUUAACCCUCCAGCUUUGGCUCCAUCCAUGGAAAGGCGGAAUUUCAUCCUUCAAAACUACACCCGCUCUGAUGGUGGCUUGUUCCGCAACUUCUGUUCCCCUUGUCCCCCGUGUAUCUCUGAAAAUGUGGCUAUGGAAGCUGCUACCAUGGAAGGAGAUGGCAACCUGAAUGAUGAGGAUUUUCUGCCAGAUGAUGUGGUCCAGUAUUUGAAUUCCCAGAAUCAGGGUGUGUACAAUCAAGUGCCCAGUGGUGGACUAGACAACAACAAAGGACAUCAUAGUUCAGCAGUGGGGAACAGCAACACCUUUGACCAGUCCCCUCCACUGAACAACUCUGAGGCCAGUAAAAAUGAUCUGCCAAUUCAGUGGAAUGAAGUGAGCUCAGGAAGUUCCGACUUGUCUCCAUUAAAAUUAAAAUGUGGCCAACGGUCCCUGAUCCACCACACUCAAGCCUUAGGUCUCUAUAACAACAUGAUUGUCCAACAGCAUCAGCAUGGGAUGGAAAGUAAUGGUGUGACCCAACAAAAUGGCUACCAGCAUCUUUUAGACAAUAAUGGUUCUUGCAGUUUACAACAGAACACAAUCAUGAACAGCAGUGAUACCAGUCAUUCUUACCACCUACAGUCCAAUAAAGCACAGCUAUAUGGUGAAACUAUUGGUAGACAACCAGUGGACAAUACCUGUGACUUGUUGGUUCAAGGACAGAAACUGAGAAACAAUUUCAUGCUAGCUAAUGGGAACCAGCAAAAUUUUGGCUGCCCUGUGGUAUCAGAUGAGCAAUCUGCCAAUCCAAGUAACAGGAUGCAGAACAGAAACGCGGUUGUCCAGGAGUACCUGCACAAUCAGUCAGUAGAUGAAGUCACUCACUAUGAAGACAUAAAUAAUUCCAACAAAAUGAUGAUAGAACAAGCUUCUUCACAACCCAGUCUGUAUCAAGGGCCACAGAGCUGUCUGCCACUGUGUCAAAAUACUGGGAGUCAGCCAUCAGGUCCAGCAAUGGCCAAAGGUUACCAGCCCUGUGCCAGCCACUGUGUGGGCCGAUGGCAAAGUAUGCUAAGGAAUAGCUUGGGCCGGCCACAAGGACAUGUACGGGAUGCCCACCAGCCACACAGGGUCAAUGGCAUCAAGGUAGAGUCUCAAGGUCAGUUGCAGCAGUUCUGCUCUAAUCUGCAGAAUUACUCUGGUCAGUUGUAUGACCAAACCACAGGGUUUAGCCAGCCAGCUCUGAAAACCGGCACUUUCCCCGGUUCAGAAGCCAACUGCCUGCUGCAGGGGACUGGUGAUGCAAAUUCAUCAGAGCUUCUCUCCCCAGGGGCUAACCAGGUGACUAGCACAGUUGACAGCCUUGACACCAGCAGCCUUGAAGGGGUGCAGAUUGAUUUUGAUGCCAUCAUAGAUGAUGGCGACCAUGCCAGCUUAAUUUCAGGAGCCCUCAGUCCCAGCAUCAUUCAGAAUCUCUCCCGCAAUUCCUCCCGUCUUAGCACUCCCCGAGCGUCUCUUACAUUCCCGGCUAUGCCCAUAAGCACAACCAACAUGGCUAUUGGGGAUAUGAAUUCCUUGUUGACCUCACUUGCAGAAGAAAGCAAGUUUCUUGCUGUUAUGCAAUAGACCUAAACAACUUAGGAGAUGAAAGAUUUUAAAAAAUAAUUCCUUUUUUAUUUGUUUUAAGUACUUUAGCAGUCUCAUCUCAGCCUAAAUGGGAUGUGUUUCAAGUAUAUUCCUUUUAUGGAAUAAGGACUCUGAAAAACCCUAAAGUGUUCUAGGGAGAAACUGUCUUCCGUUUCAAUUUUGAAUCAGUAUUGUUACACCCACGGUUCCCCCUUUUUUUAAUUUUUAAUGUUUGUAUGGCUCUUCUUUUUGUUUUAUUUUUUGUAAUUGUAAACCAGUGUAAAUGUGUGAAGUGCAUGUUGGUUUAUUUUUGAGAAAGGUCUGAUGGAUUUAUGUCACAGCUUAUUGCUACUCGAAAGGAAAUGCAGUCUUGCAUGGUUGUUCCCCAAGCUCUUCUACAGCCAGUUUUUAACAUGUGGGCCCAACAACUGAGCAUCUAUUUCCAGCUGGCAUUCUGGCUUCCAGCCUCUUCGCACUGCUCCCAUGCAAACUCCCUCGGACAAAAAUGGUUUGAAGCAAGAUGAAUACCAUCAACAUUGCAUAUGCUUGCGAUGUCAUUUCUGUUGCUCUACGCUUGCAAGCCGUCUGCCUUCAACAAACUCUCGUCCAGUCAGCUUGUCGGUUGCAUUUUCUAAGCCGUCUUCUGGAGCAGCCUUCCUGAACCCUGUGAAUGUGCUGGAUGUAUUGGACUACAGCUCCUCCUGGAUGUGUUGAGCCACAACUCUCAGUUGGCAGGGAAUGAUGGGAAGUGUAGUCCAACACGUCUGGAGGGCAUCAGGUUAGGGAAAGCUGUUCUAGGGUGCGUGGCCAGUUCAUGCUGUCCUGUCCUCUCGGGCUUCAUCAUGGUCCUGUGCGAACUGUGGGUUGGCCUGGUGCCACAUUGGUUACAUGUGGGGAGGAUCAGUAAGAAUGAACACCCUGCCUUUCAGUGAACCAUCUCAGAAAAUUUACUGCGGUGCCUGUGAAUGGGCACCGGAGGAACUCCAGUUUCAUCAUCGUGGCCUCUGUGCAUCACACAUUAUGGGUGCUGCGCCUGUCUGGAGCACAAGUUGGAAACGGCUUCUCUAGAAUAAAGGAAGAACGUACAAGUAAUUAGAUCUGGAGCAUAUCCCUAGCAAAAACAGAAGUUCUAAAGGAAUGUAAUUACAAAACAGCUGGCUGCUCUUCUUUGUGUCAGAAAUUGGUGUGGCUUUUCAAACUGCCAUGAUCAUAAUCUUCUCAUAGAGUUGUUGCAAAAUGGGGAUUAACUUGAACAUGCAUCAGUAUAAUUCCGAUUUUAUUAGAUGCCUCCUUGUCUAAGACUUAAGUUUAAACACAACUUGCACUUUGAAAUGAGGUUUGGUUCAACAUGUUUGUCAUUGACUUCAGGACAAUGUGCAUAGCUCUAAGGGCUUAGAAGCUCACAUUGUCUAUUGGUCAAAAUGUUCAGCUCAUUAUAAGCACAGGCUUUCCAGAAUCCCAUUGGAUUCCACAGAUCUUAGACAUAGGGCCAACGUCUCACGGUAAUCUGCUUGUAAUGCUGCUAUCAAUGUCUCCUGUCAGUAAUUGGAAGCGCCACUCAUGGCUUAAAAAGAGGCAAGACUGACCAAUUCCCACUUACAUAUCUCAAUGUAAGAGCCUCCACUUACCUGCCUUCUCCUGCUUCAUGCAGGUAGGUACAGAAAGUAGAUACCAAGAUGUUUUGGACUAACUCUCAGCAUUCUUGACCAUUGGCCUGCAGUCGGGUUUCUGGGAGUGGAAGUCAAAAACAUGGAGAUGUACCUUCUGCUCGCCCCUGCCUCAACCAGUCACACCAGCAUGCUUCAAGAGCAGAAGCAGAAAUGAUCUAUCCAGGCAUCUUCAAAGCAGAGAAGCUGGAUGAAGGGGAAGGCAAUCACAGAGACCCCUACCUUAUGCUAACAAUGCCCAAUCUACAAACUGGGCAUUGCCCAGAAUGUAGAUCAUGUGAUAUAUUUUGCGAUUUCUUUGAUAAUUAGGUGUUUCUGUAGGGUAGGGGUUUUGCCUCUGAAUUCACUACACCAUCUCGAGUUCAGUAACACCAAUACUGUGUGAUUAUAUCCCAAUUAGAAUAGAUGCUAUUUACUCUUAUGAGGUUUUGCCCAGAGGUUACAGUGUUACGUCUAAGAUAUGGCCUGUUCUGAAUGUUCCAUGCUGAGUUUCAACAGUUUGAAUUGGCCUAGUAUUUAGGCCAGUUUACUUAUCUCCUGCUUUCACACUCUUCACUGUUACCUUGGUUCUUUCUUCAGUCCUAUUGCUCAAUCCAACACAAAAUUAAGCACAAUUAGAUUCAUUUAUUUCAAUGGGCUCAGGUUGAUUUACCUAAUUUUGUUGGAUUUUGGCUCUGAACUUUGCAUAUUCUGUGGCAAUGAACUCUGCCUCUUAAUGGCCCACAAUAUAGGCAGGGAAUCAAUUCAGAGAAAAACUUACAACUAUUCUAUAUGUUCCUUUGCAUUAUCAGCUUGUGGGCUUAUUGUACAAUCCAGCACAAAAUGAAGCACAAUUAAAUCCAUUGAUUUCAUUUCACUCAAACCACUUUAGAGCUGCUGGGCUUCGAAAGGCAGACUUUGGUAGAGUUAAAUAGCAGUGUUAUUCCUUCAGCUAUCAACCACAGCAAAAUUACAGUGAGUGCCACCAUUCCUGCACUGGAUUUCUAAUGUUUAGGAUUCAGGAGAUGUUACUGUACUGUAUCUGAACCUUCCUGAUUUUGUCCUGUUGGCUGAGAUAGUGGGAAUGAAAUUUUUGCAGAGUAGUUUCUCUUCCAGUAAAGCCCAAUCUAUUUGCAAUUCAGCCAGCCCACAUGCCAUGAGACUGCCGAAAAACACAUUUGCCUGGUGGAACCAUAUAUGUGGGCUGUAAGAUUUGAAGGCACAUCGCCACGUGGAUUCUGACCUCGUCGUGUGGAGAAUUUAGGGAACAGUGGCACACAUUCUUGUCAGGCACUAGCGAAAAGAUUCUCUGUGGAACUGGGCUCAUCCCUCUUAUUAUUAACGUUACUUGCCAUGGGUUGGGUCCAGACUUAAAGUAGUCUUACUGCAACCUGCAAUGGAUCUACCCUAAACAUGAUCAAGGCUGCACUUAGGCCAAGAUAAUACAGUCCUGCUUUCUCAGUUCAAAGAAAUUGUCAUUGCAGCCAUCUUAAAAAAGGAAUUAUUGUAGUGUCUUCAGGCAUUACAGUGCCUGUAUGGAGCAAUGUUUGCUUACAGAUGAUGUGUUGAGUAUUAAGUUCUAGCAGCUGAUACUUGGGGAGGAUGAUUUUCCCUACUGUUCCAACUGACUCUGAGUAAAAACAGGUACAGUACCCUGCAGGUUUAGAUCCAUGUUUCUUUAUCCUCACCAUCGCCAUCCUACUCAGCAGAGCCCAGUGAAAACCAGACACCUUCAUUUUUAUGACCUUUCCAUUACUGUCAAAAAUAUUGCUCAUUAUGGUACUUUGCAGUAGU
Molecule: messenger RNA, 9462 nt
Organism: Varanus komodoensis (Komodo dragon)
Lineage: Eukaryota; Metazoa; Chordata; Lepidosauria; Squamata; Varanidae
Gene: GLI3
Product: GLI family zinc finger 3
Exons: 21
Coding region: 1289-6022 (1577 amino acids)
Biological process (GO): regulation of transcription by RNA polymerase II; smoothened signaling pathway
Cellular component (GO): nucleus
Molecular function (GO): DNA-binding transcription factor activity, RNA polymerase II-specific; RNA polymerase II cis-regulatory region sequence-specific DNA binding
Source: RefSeq, a predicted model, not a curated record